AUGUCUGUUGAGUGUGAGGCAAUCGCUUCAGCGAUUGCGGCAUUUCAGGUUCGUGCAACCUGGGCAGCCCAUAAAAAGAAAAAUAUGCUGCCACCGAUGAACGGGCUGAGGGAACUCAAAUCUCAAUCAAAAGGGAAAGAUCCAAGCCUUGAGAUGAGAAAUAGUGUCCGUAAUGAAUGUGAAAUCGUGGAUAAUAAUAAGGGUUCCGCAUUCACCACUGUUAAGGAUCGGGGGUGUCUAACUCGUUUUGAAUGUGAGUCUAACUAUACUAUUCACUCGCUCACCGCAUGGGUUGAACUGAUUAUUUCUGAUGAAAUUAUUGACAAGGUAAAUGAGGAAAAACAAGAUGAGUUCAGGCGCAUAGGAAAGGAACUUCAUAAGGAAAGCCAGUACAUGCUAAAACUCCUCGAGCCGCAUCUCAAAUUUUUAGGCGAGGGUGUCUGCCACAACGAUUUACUUAGUGCAAACUUUAUGCGACACAUGACGACAGGAAAGCUGAAAAUUAUUGACUUUGAUUAUACCAAGCGAAACUUCCUUUUAUUUGAUCUUGCCAACCACUUUAAUGAAUAUACCGGAUUGGAGUGCGAUUACGCCAAAUACUUUCCCUCCGAUGAACACAUCUCUACCUUUGUGAGGAGCUAUCGACGCGCAAUGCGAGCACAGCUUGAACGAAGUCACGCUGAGCUGAACAUCACAGAGGACAUCAUCUCCAACGAGCGGGCGUUGUUCUUCACUGAAAGCGCUGUACAAGAGGAGAAGGCAAUUCUACACUCAGUUGGGCUUCUGAAGUUACUUACGCUCUACUCGCACUUGUCGUGGAGCAUAUGGUCGCUACUACAGGAAGCUGUAUCUGCUCUCGAUGUUAAUUUCCUUGAGUACGGAAAGCUACGCUUGGAGCGCUAUUAUGAGACGAAGGAUAAUUUUUCUCAACCAUAUGUAAUAAAUUGA
Phytomonas sp. Hart1 is the source of this 948-nucleotide messenger RNA. NCBI's taxonomy places the organism in Eukaryota, Euglenozoa, Kinetoplastea, Trypanosomatida, Trypanosomatidae. The record is from the annotation of a GenBank genome assembly.